Messenger RNA from Parascedosporium putredinis, 1428 nucleotides. NCBI's taxonomy places the organism in Eukaryota, Fungi, Ascomycota, Sordariomycetes, Microascales, Microascaceae. The record is from the annotation of a GenBank genome assembly.
AUGAACGGAACACAACACGACAAUCCUAGCGCGGUUCACAAGCCGUCGCCUUUAGGUCCGGGUGGUUCAAACGGGAACUCUGCCGGCACCGCCGCAGCAGCCGCGAUGGCUAAGAAGAGGAAAAAGGAUGCGCUGAAGCCUAUCAUCACCACCGAGGCACCAUCAGACGAGCUCGGGUUCGGCAAGGCGCUGCGCUUCACUGAGAGCGUAGAUGAGAGAGAUGAGGAUAUGGCCCUGCUCUUUCCCUCUGGCUGGAAUGAUGUUGGCGACUUUCAAGUGCGGGCUUCGCGCUCUAAACAGCUGUCCCACCAACUUGGCGCCGCGAUGAACCUCUCUCCGACCUCCGUCUCCUCCGCAGAAGAUGCCACCGAAAAUACAGCCGAUGAAGAAGAUUCCCAAGAUUAUUGCAAGGGAGGGUACCACCCUGUAACCGUCGGCGAGACUUUCAAGGACGGUAAAUAUACCGUCGUGCGAAAAUUGGGUUGGGGACACUUUUCUACCGUGUGGCUGUCAAGAGAUAACUCUACGGGCAAGCACGUUGCCCUCAAGGUUGUGAGGUCUGCCGCUCACUACACCGAGACUGCUAUCGAUGAGAUCAAGCUUUUGAGCAAAAUUGUUCAGGCCAAUCCAAACCACCCCGGCCGCAAGCACGUCGUCAGCUUGCUAGACUCGUUUGAGCAUACCGGUCCCAAUGGGACUCAUGUGUGUAUGGUUUUCGAAGUCCUAGGUGAGAACCUACUCGGGCUUAUCAAAAAAUGGAACCACCGAGGCAUCCCUAUGCCUCUAGUCAAGCAGAUUACCAAGCAGGUUCUGCUGGGCCUCGACUACUUGCACAGAGAAUGCGGCAUCAUUCAUACCGACCUCAAACCGGAAAACGUGCUUAUCGAGAUCGGCGAUGUUGAGCAAAUUGUGAAAAGGGUUGUUAAGAAUGACUCUAGCGCUGAGAAGGAGAACAACAGAAAUGGACGCCGCCGUAGGCGGACACUUAUCACGGGCACGAAUAACGCAUCCUCGACCGGUGAGAAGCGAAAAGCGGAUGAGACUCUCAACUUCGACAUAAUCAGUGUCAAGAUUGCAGAUCUAGGCAAUGCUUGCUGGGUAAAUCACCAUUUUACAAAUGAUAUUCAGACCCGACAGUACCGAUCCCCAGAGGUAAUUCUGGGCGCUAAAUGGGGUGCUAGCACUGACGUUUGGAGUAUGGCGGCGAUGAAAUAUCAUUUUCGCGAGGACGAGGCGAAGAGAAUCGCCGACUUUCUCACACCCAUGCUUGAGCUGGUGCCAGACAAACGCGCUAAUGCUGGGGGUAUGGCCGGCCACUCAUGGCUUGAUGACACUCCUGGCAUGCGUGGUGUCAAGGUUGAGGGGCUUGGGGUUGGUACGAAAGGAGAGGGUAUUGCGGGGUGGUCUUCCGAGUCGCGGUCGCGGUAA